Molecule: messenger RNA, 2806 nt
Organism: Salvelinus namaycush (lake trout)
Lineage: Eukaryota; Metazoa; Chordata; Actinopteri; Salmoniformes; Salmonidae
Gene: tpk1
Product: thiamin pyrophosphokinase 1
Exons: 9
Coding region: 134-898 (254 amino acids)
Biological process (GO): thiamine diphosphate biosynthetic process; thiamine metabolic process
Molecular function (GO): thiamine diphosphokinase activity; thiamine binding; ATP binding
Source: RefSeq, a predicted model, not a curated record
CUUUUCCACCAGAGCAGGACGUCUUGCUGUCAGAUCCGGAGCUGUUGUUGACUAUAUACAAAUCUGACCAGGAACUCUUGCUGUUAGUUACUUGACUCAUUGAGUACUUCUGCAGAAGAGACGGAACAUCUGGAUGAUCAUGGAUGAAUUCACUCCUUUAGACUGUCUGCUACCUACAGGCACACAGAAAAUAUGUCUGAUCAUUCUCAACCAGCCUUUGGAAAAAGACUGUCUUCACACACUCUGGAGUAAAGCUCUCCUGCGGGCGUGUGCAGAUGGUGCGGCCAACCACCUGUAUGACAUCACCGCUGGACAACAAGACAGUUUUCUUCCAGACUACAUCAGUGGGGACUUUGAUUCUAUUACUGCAGAGGUCAAAGCUUUCUACACAGAGAAGAAGUGUCGGUUGAUAGAGACUUCUGAUCAGGAGCUGACUGACUUCACUAAAUGUCUGACCAUCAUGGUGGAGGAGAUCAAGAGACAACAACUUCAGGUGGAUACUAUAGUGACUCUGGGUGGUCUAGCAGGAAGAUUUGACCAGACCAUGGCUUCAGUAGAGACUUUGUACCACGCCCUCAAUAUGACAGAACUACCUCUGGUGGUUCUACAGGGAUGCAGUCUGGCCUACCUGCUACGACCGGACAUGAGACACAGGUUGGGAGUGAAUACAGGACUGGAGGGGGAAUGGUGCAGUCUAAUACCUAUAGGAGGACCAUGCAAAACACACACCACUGGACUCAAAUGGAACCUGGACAACCAGGUACUGCAGUUCGGGAAGCUGGUGAGCACAUCCAACACCUACGAGCCUGUCGCCCAGGGAGACCAGAGGAAGCCUGUAACCGUGACAACGGACCAGCCACUGCUCUGGAGCAUGGGCAUCUGCAGGGACAGGAAAUGACAUCAUCGACCAGGGUGCUCCACCUCCUUCCAGAAUGGACAAAUGGGUGUCAUUUAAAUAGGCUAAUGGCUUCCUCUCCCAAACUGAAAAUUCACGCUUCUGCCUAGUUGAAAUACUGGAAAAAUGCCUCUUUCCUUCCUUGGUGAAGGAAUCUCUGUACGGUCACAAGAGGAAGCCACUUUAGACUAUAGAUUCACCACUAGCCUAGGAAACUCCGUCCUGAUUCCAAACUGGAGACUUGCUCCCUUCCCCUUGAAGACGAACCAUUGCAGAUCUGAGGUGGGGUUCAAAUCCAUACUUCUCAAGGGUGGAUUUUAGGGUGCAAGUCUACGGUUUGGAACGCAAACCCAAUGUGCCUUCACCGUUGUCGCUUAACAAACAUAGAUACACAUUAUAUACAAGUCAAACAUAAGUCAAGCUGCGUAUUUCUUUGAUUUAUUAACACAGUCAAAUAAAAACAUUGCAAACAAUGUAAAAACUACCCUCCCACCACCACUUUUCCACAGUGCCCCGCUGCCUAAGGUCUCUCGUUAUUGUAGUUCUGUAGUUGUAGUUGUGUAACAUCUCCAGAGGUUAAACCGCCCCUGAGAGAGAUAAGAGAACUCACAUAAACAGGGCCACACAGAGGCUAAUUCAGUUUCUCCCCUUCACCCAAAAGUAUACAAUCAUCCACUCCUCUUAACUGUAGUGGCAGAAAGGCUGUAUGCCUUAUGAUUUAAAAUAGAGCGUGUUUCAUGCAUUCCAUUAAAUCAAAUAGAACUGCAAAACAUAGUUUGAUAUUAUCGCAGACCUACAUGCAUCUAUGCACAUAUCUUGAUACCAAUGAAUCAUAUAUUUGGAUCUUGUAGACUGGUAACAUUAGUGCACUUUAGAACACUGUAGUCAGAUCACCCAAUCUCUAUGCUAACCUACAAAGCCAAAUGGACUGAACUUGAAUGAUGUUUUCUACCAAUAAUGUGCACAAUACAGUACUGACUGCCUACUGUCCAACUGACUCCUGGUGUGUGUGUCCUGCAGUGUCUUGUCCUAUGUUGAAGGUGCGGUCCUACUUUCACAAUUGAAAGAUGUUGUUGAAGAUGUGGAUGAGCUUGACAAAGAACCCGAUGAAGCUCAUGAUGGCAAACCCAAUCACUGUCGCCAUGGCAAUCUUCUAGAACAGAGAUCAAAAGAGAUGGUACAAUAAUAAUCUCUCGUCACAGAAUCAUUACAUUUUACAGACAUACAAUUCCAGAGAACUCCAAGUUGAUUUGGAAUGUGGUUCCAAAAAAGUUGAUUUGGAACCACAUCGAUCAAGAAGGUUCUUGAACCUUCUUGAUCGAUGUGGUUCCAAAUGAACUUUUCUUUCUGAGAAAGAUGGAACUUUUGUCAGCAAGGCAAUGAUGACUGUUUUACAGGAGUUUUAUUGAAUCUGUGUUGAUGUUUUCGACGGUGGCCUGGUUUGGCAAUCUUAAUGUUUGCAACAAAAACAGGCUAGACAGUGGUAGAGGUGGCCAGCAAGGUCAUCGGGGUGCAGCAGACACAGCUGUUAGAAACAUUUAGGAAGUAAGUGAUGAGGAGAGCUAACAGUAUCCUAGACUGUUCUAAUCACCCGGGCAUUGACGAUUUUGAGCUCGUCCCUUCAGGUCAUUGUUUUCAACUUCCCAAAUUCAAGAGCAAUAGAUCCAAGAGCAACAUCCCACAGGACAUAAACUUUCUAAAUCUACACAUGAAAUUAAAUAAUGCAUAUUUAUUGAUGCACGUUUGCACAAUGACUGUGCCUUUUAUUGAUCGUACACUGUAACCAAUCUCAUGAUGUAUAUCUGUUGUAUGGUUGUCACUGUUUUUAAAUGUUGUUUUUAUUGUUGAACCCUGACUGCACAACACAUUUCCCAAUUAGGACAAUAAAGACAUUUGAUUGUUUGAUUGAAG